GGGGUGGGAGGGAGCGGCAAGGAGGGGGCCCGGCUCCCAGCAGGCGCAGCCGCAGAGCAUCAAAGCCGCGCCGCCACCCCGGCACUGCGCACUUGACAGCCAGUCCGCCCGCCCGUCCGGAGCCCGGCUCGCAGGAGCAGCAUGGCGGGGUCGCCGCUGCUCCGCGGGCCGCGGGCCGGGGGCGUCGGCCUUCUGGUGCUGCUGCUGUUGGGCCUCCUUCGGCUGCCCCCCGCGCUUUGCGCGCGGCCGGUAAAGGAGCCCCGCAGCCUAAGCGCGGCGCCGCCGGCCAUGGCUGAGGCCGGGCCCCCGCGCCCGCAGCUUGCCCCGGCUCCCGCGCCGGCCGCUGCGCACCGACCCCGGCCCCCAGUCUAUGACGACGGCCCCACCGGCCCAGAUACCGAGGACACCGGAGACGAGACGCCCGACGUGGACCCAGAGCUGCUGAGGUAUUUGCUGGGGCGAAUCCUCACGGGAAGCGCGGAGCCCGAAGCCGGGGCCGCCCCACGCCGCCUUCGCCGCGCCGCCGACCAGGAGCUGGGCCCGGAGGCACCCCCCGAAGGUGUUCUGGGGGCGCUGCUUCGAGUGAAACGCCUGGAGAACUCCCCGCCCCCCGCGCCAGCGCGCCGUCUCCUGCCUCCCUGAGCACCGCCUGCAUCCAGCGUGCCCCGGACCCGAGGAGCACGCCAGCCACCCGGACACCCCGCCAGCACGUCAAGACCAGCUUCCCCUUCGACCUCCAGACCCCGGCCCCUAGCCUUACAAUAACACCAUCUGAAACAGC
This is a messenger RNA of Chinchilla lanigera (long-tailed chinchilla), 781 nucleotides long. It is a transcript of the gene Pcsk1n, whose product is annotated as proprotein convertase subtilisin/kexin type 1 inhibitor. The record is from RefSeq and is a predicted model, not a curated record. Gene Ontology annotation, molecular function: endopeptidase inhibitor activity. Lineage: Eukaryota; Metazoa; Chordata; Mammalia; Rodentia; Chinchillidae. Gene Ontology annotation, biological process: negative regulation of endopeptidase activity. The transcript is spliced from 4 exons. The coding region runs from base 142 to 642 and encodes 166 amino acids.